UAAAGGCAUCAUACGUCAGUUGAAAUGGCACCGAAAACCAGCGGAAAGGCCGCCAAAAAAUCCGGCAAAGCACAGAAGAGUAUUGUCAAGGGAGACAAGAAGAAGCGUAAGCAACGCCGGAAGGAAAGCUACGCCAUCUACAUCUAUAAGGUGUUGAAACAAGUCCACCCGGACACCGGAGUUUCGUCCAAAGCCAUGAGCAUCAUGAACAGCUUCGUUAACGACAUUUUCGAACGCAUUGCUAAUGAGGCUUCUCGUCUGGCACACUACAACAAACGUUCGACGAUCACUUCCCGCGAAGUACAAACCGCUGUUCGUUUGCUGCUGCCCGGAGAGUUGGCCAAGCACGCUGUCUCGGAAGGCACCAAAGCUGUCACCAAAUACACCAGCUCCAAGUAAAUUCUUCUGACCAUUGCACUUAAA
Molecule: messenger RNA, 423 nt
Organism: Topomyia yanbarensis
Lineage: Eukaryota; Metazoa; Arthropoda; Insecta; Diptera; Culicidae
Product: histone H2B
Exons: 1
Coding region: 25-399 (124 amino acids)
Cellular component (GO): nucleosome
Molecular function (GO): protein heterodimerization activity; DNA binding; structural constituent of chromatin
Source: RefSeq, a predicted model, not a curated record